Salarias fasciatus (jewelled blenny) is the source of this 1017-nucleotide messenger RNA. Its product is annotated as fibrinogen-like protein 1. Gene Ontology annotation, cellular component: fibrinogen complex. Gene Ontology annotation, biological process: fibrinolysis; platelet aggregation; blood coagulation. The record is from RefSeq and is a predicted model, not a curated record. NCBI's taxonomy places the organism in Eukaryota, Metazoa, Chordata, Actinopteri, Blenniiformes, Blenniidae. The coding region runs from base 1 to 1017 and encodes 338 amino acids. The transcript is spliced from 7 exons. Gene Ontology annotation, molecular function: extracellular matrix structural constituent; protein-macromolecule adaptor activity.
AUGGCAGCAGCCCCGAGGACGGCUCUGGCUCUCCUCCUCCACCUGCUCUCGUCCACCGGAACGGCCCCGGUGCCCUGCGACAAGAAGGUGGCCCGACUGGAGGCGGAGAUCAAGAGUCUGAUGAACGUGAUCAACGAUCAGCACAGAUACAUCCUGGAGCUGCACAGCAGUCAGGGCCGGCAGCUGGAGCACCUUCCCAACACCUUCCUGGGCUCCGACGAACUGUACAAAGACUGCUCCGAGGUGUUUGAUGAUGGGAACGUAGCCAGCGGACUCUACGUGAUUCGUCCGGAUGGCUCUCCGACUGCGCUGAGCGUUUACUGCGACAUGAACAACGGUGGAGGAUGGACCGUGUUCCAGAGGAGGCGGGACGGCAAGGAGAGCUUCGAUAGAGCCUGGGUGGAGUAUAAACAUGGCUUUGGAGACCUUUUCUCUCCUGAAGGAGAGUUCUGGCUGGGAAACGACGCUUUGCACUAUCUGACCGCACAAGGAAACUACGACCUGCGGAUCGAUAUGGAGGACUUUGAUGGGAACCAGCGAUACGCAGAAUACAAGAACUUCAAAGUGGACAAUGAGAAGGAUCAGUACCAGCUCCAUGUGGGCGAGUACAGCGGGACCGCCGGUGACGCCCUGCACGAGUGUCAGAGACGAGGCAAGGCCUGUCUCCACCUGGACGGCAUCAAGUUCAGCACCUUCGACCAGCCCAAUGAUAUCGGCAGCGACAUCGGCGACCAAAACAACCGCUGCAUCAGACACAGCAAGUCGGGCUGGUGGUUCAGCAAGUGUGACUCGGGGAAUCUGAACGGUCAUUACUACAAAGGGCCGUACAAAGCCAUGACGGAGGACGGCGUGGUGUGGUACACCUGGCACGGCUGGUGGUACUCCAUCAAGUCCGUGGUCAUGAUGCUGCGAGCCUCGGACUUGGAGGGGGCGCCGCUGGACCUCCCCGCCCCCCCGGGGAAUCAAAGCCAGGCCAAACCGGCGAGCAAGAAGGCGGACCCCCGCCGGCGACUUUAG